UGCACUUUCACGCCCUAAUCAUGGAGGUAAACAUCGUGUACCCCUUGGCGGUCGUCGCCAUCCUGGUCUGGUUCUACCACCGGUUAACCCGGGUCUACGGCUACUUCCACGAGAAACCGAUCCCGUCGAUGGCUGCCAGGCCGAUGUUUGGUAGCACCAAGCCCGUGCUGACGAAGAAGUGUUCGUUCAACGAGUUUAUCAAGAAGAUCUACGACCAGUACGAGGGUGUCAAGUGUUUCGGCUUGUUUGACGCCAAUCAGCGAUUUUUCGUGCUGCGUGAUCCGGAGCUGAUAAAGAAGGUGGCUGUUAAAGAUUUUGACCAUUUCGUUGAUCGGCGGCCAAUGUUUGGGGAUCGAACGAGUGAAAAUUCCAACAUCAUGUUCCUGAAAACGCUUGUUGGAUUGAAGGACCAAAGGUGGAAGGAUAUGCGAGGAACGCUGAGUCCGGCCUUUACUGGAAGCAAGAUGAGAGCCAUGUUUGAGCUGAUCACGGAGUACAGUGAGCGAAUGGUACAGGUCGUGAGGGGUGAAGCUGCUGAAUCGGGAUACGUUGAUCAGGAGAUGAAGGACUUUUUCAGGAGGAUCGCGAACGAUAUCAUCGCUACGUGUGCGUUCGGAUUGCAGGUCGAGUCGUUCAAGAAUCGCGACAACGAGUUCUUCACUAUGGGCAAGGAGAUGUUGAACUUCAAGCGAGCGUUUGUGAUCUUUCGGAUGAUUGCGUUCAAGCUGUUCCCGGGAAUCAUGAGCAAGCUCAACCACGACAUCAUCGGUAAGAAACAGUUGGAGUACUUUACGCGGAUCAUCCGAGACACUGUGGAAACGCGCGAAGCUCGAGGAAUCGUCCGCCCAGAUAUGAUACAGCUGUUGAUGGAAGCUCGGAAAGGUACGCUAAAGCACCAACAAGAAUCUUCCAACACCGGAGCCGGUUUCGCAACGGUGGAAGAAUCCCACAUCGGCCAGGCAACCUCGAACAGAGCGAUAACAGAACCAGAACUCAUCGCCCAGUGUCUGAUCUUCUUCCUGGCCGGAUUCGACACAAUCUCCACGGUGUUUACCUUCAUGGCUUACGAGUUGGCCCUCAACCAGGACGUCCAACAAAAGCUCCACCAAGAAGUGGUUCAAACCAACAACCUUCUCAAAGGUAAACCCCUCACGUACGACGCCCUCCAAACACUGACCUACCUGGACAUGGUCGUUUCGGAGUGUCUCCGAAAGUGGCCCGCCCCGGCGAUCGAUCGACUAUGCGUGAAAGACUACGUUCUAGACGACGGCGAGGGCCUCAAGUUCACCAUCGACAAAGGGGCCUGCGUGUGGUUUCCCGUGCACGGCAUCCAUCGAGACCCAAAAUAUUACCCCGAUCCGGAGCGAUUCGACCCGGAGCGGUUCAGCGAGACGAACCGGGCGAGCAUCAACCCGGCAGCUUACAUGCCGUUCGGAGUUGGCCCAAGGAACUGUAUCGGGUCGCGUUUUGCGCUGAUGGAGAUUAAGGCGAUCGUGUACCAGCUGCUGUUGAGCUUUAGCUUUGAGCGGACGGAGCAGACGGAGGUGCCGAUUCAGUUGGCCAAAGGGUUUGUCAAUUUGGCCAGCGAGAAUGGGGUGCAUCUUAGGUUGAAGUUGAGGGUGUAGUUUAGUAAGGAUUCAUUCUAAGCGAAUUUUA
This is a messenger RNA of Culex quinquefasciatus (southern house mosquito), 1656 nucleotides long. Its product is annotated as probable cytochrome P450 9f2. NCBI's taxonomy places the organism in Eukaryota, Metazoa, Arthropoda, Insecta, Diptera, Culicidae. Gene Ontology annotation, molecular function: iron ion binding; monooxygenase activity; heme binding. The transcript has a single exon. The record is from RefSeq and is a predicted model, not a curated record. The coding region runs from base 21 to 1625 and encodes 534 amino acids.